Molecule: messenger RNA, 1359 nt
Organism: Schizophyllum commune H4-8
Lineage: Eukaryota; Fungi; Basidiomycota; Agaricomycetes; Agaricales; Schizophyllaceae
Exons: 8
Coding region: 1-1359 (452 amino acids)
Biological process (GO): regulation of DNA-templated transcription
Molecular function (GO): DNA-binding transcription factor activity
Source: RefSeq, a predicted model, not a curated record
AUGCCCGACAGCAGAGCGCGCAGCGAGUCGCAGGAUCUCGACCGGGACUCGGACAACGAGUCUCUGUCCAACCAGCCCAACAAACCCGGUCGAAAAAAGAACCCAAAUGGCUCGCAGGCGGCGCGACGCGACCAGAACAGGAUCGCCCAGCGCGAGUUCCGUCUGAGGAAACAGCAGCGAAUACGCGAUCUCGAGGCGCGCGUGGAGAUCCUCUCGGGCACGAAGGAUGAGGCUCUCGGCGAGAUGCGCAACAUGCUCAAGGACCUCAUGCAGGAGAAUCAGACGCUGCGGGGGCUCAUUCGCAGUCUGGCGACCUUCAUAGGCGAUGGCGCGGGUGGCCUGCUUCCCAAGAUCGGCUGGGACAUGGCCGAGUUCAACAACUUCAUCAAUCGAGGGGAGACGGACACCGCGUACGAGGGCUACCAGCGGCGCAAGAAGCAGGCUCAAGAAGCCGGCGGCUCCGCUUCGGCGGGGCAGAAGCGGUCUAUGGACGACGAUGGUGGCGCGAACAAGCGCGCAAAGGCGGACUCCAUCUCGUCCACGGGUGGCGCGGAGAAGAUCGUCGGCGGGGGCUUCCCUCCCAUGAUGAUGCCUAUGGACAGCGGUCUUUCCGGGAAUGGUCUAUACAGCGCUUCAGGCUCUCGUCCUUCCCCUCAGUCCGGCAAUAACAACCUCUUCCCCGACCUUAUGCGCGGCCCCGGUACUUCCCCCAUGUUCGGUAUGCAGGGCUCGUCCACCACACCUAUAGGAGGUGGUCCGCCCCUAUCCAACUACAACCAGCACUAUAUGUCUAUGAACAUCGACCCGUCCCUGCCCAUGCCCUCCUUCUCGCCGCCUAACACCAAUACGACACCCUCCGUCCAGCACGCCACCCCCGCCAGUCGCUUGCAGACUGCGUCAAGCCAGCUCUCCCCGGAUGCCGCAGAGGACGAUGAUGAUCCCAACAAGAAUGAGGCGUAUAAGCUUAUACACUAUCACUUGGAUAAUUACAAGCGUAAUGGCCAGUACUGCCUCCCCUCCUCGCUUCGCCCGACCCUCGUGCAGAGGACCGUACCCCAUGAGAGCGUCAUUGACCGAGUCCUUCAUCCUGAAUUGCGCGACCGCAUGAUAUUGCUGCGCGGCAAGUUCGACCUGGUCGACUGCUUGCUCGACUAUCGUAAUGCUGUCACUAUCCACGGAGACGACGUUCUUGCCCACAACAACUGGGAGGUCGGCGAGAAAUGGCUGCGGCAGUACUACUAUUUGACGGAUCCUGCCACACUGGCUGUAGCCAACCGCUGGAGGAGGGAGAGAGGAGACCCCGAGUUGUCUAUGGAUGACCUCGCAGGAGAAGGGAGCCCGGGUGGCUCGGCAUCAUAG